Dalotia coriaria is the source of this 1222-nucleotide messenger RNA. It is a transcript of the gene Naxd, whose product is annotated as NAD(P)HX dehydratase. The transcript has a single exon. The record is from RefSeq and is a predicted model, not a curated record. Bases 95 to 1153 code for a protein of 352 amino acids. Gene Ontology annotation, molecular function: ATP-dependent NAD(P)H-hydrate dehydratase activity. NCBI's taxonomy places the organism in Eukaryota, Metazoa, Arthropoda, Insecta, Coleoptera, Staphylinidae. Gene Ontology annotation, biological process: metabolite repair.
UUUACUUUGUACAUAAUGUAUGAUACGUAUGGAAAGGACAUGGGGGAGGAGUGCGUGUGUAAUGUCAAGCCGGUAAUUGUUUGGCUAGUUGGGUAUGCGUGCCGUACGCUUUGCUACCAGUUUCACUGUGAUCUUUACUCGUGUUGUGACGUCUCCUAGUACAUUAACUACCCAAACUCUUCGCGAAAAUCUAUUGGGAGUGAAACGAUUGUUAUCACAAAAGAUGGUGGAUGAACAGAAGGCUAAUAAUCUAUUCCUGAAUGUACUAAAACAGGAAUCUGCCAAGCUAGCACCAUCGCUUGAUUUUAAGGGAAACCACAAAGGCGCCAGUGGAAAAAUUGCCGUCGUUGGCGGUAGUUUUGAAUAUACUGGCGCUCCGUAUUUUGCUUCCAUUAGUGCUCUGAAAACAGGCGCUGAUUUGGUUCACGUUUUUUGUACUCAUGAUGCUGCAAUUCCUAUCAAAUGUUACAGCCCUGAACUUAUUGUCCACCCACUUCUACAACUCGAUAAAUUAGAAGAAAUUACCACAUGGUUGCAACGAAUGGACGUGAUUUUGAUUGGUUGUGGACUAGGACGCAAUACUGAAACAUUAAAUCUUGUUAAACAGAUUAUCGGAUAUGUGAAACAAUUGAAGAAACCCUUAAUUUUGGAUGCAGAUGCAUUAUACUUAAUAACAGAACAUCCUGCAAUUUUACACGGUUUUGAAUCGGAUGUAAUUCUCACACCUAAUCGAAUGGAACUUGCGCGUCUUGCAGGAAUUACAAAUCCUGCAGCUAUUGGUGAUGACGAUGUCGUACGUAUGGUUAAAAAGAACAAUUGGAGUAAAUAUAUUACUCUGUUGGUGAAAGCUGCAAAUGAUCAAGUUUAUAAUGCCGAGAAGAAGGUAAUUUUAACGGAUUUGGGUGGCUCUGGACGACGCUGCGGUGGUCAAGGGGACAUUUUGGGUGGUUGUUUGGCUGUUUUUCUUAAUUGGAGUAUGAAGAAAGAAAUGUUAGAGAAUAGAACAUUUGUAGCAGCAUUUGCAGCAUGCAGACUGACAAGAGAAUGCAACCAGCGCGCUUAUCUGGAAAUGGGUCGUAGUAUGAUGGCCGGGGAUAUGAUCAACCAGAUUCAUUCUGCUUUUAAUGUUUAUUUUGAACCACCACAAAUAUAAAACAUAAGCUUUGUUACACUAUAGAACUGGUAUUUUGAUAUGGAUUAAUAAAUACGAUUCUAAUUUUGA